AUGAUGUCCGCACGCCCCGCCGUUCGUACCAUUGUACCCCGGGCCACGCGCUCGGCACGCAUGCCAGUCCGCCAGCAGACCCGCCUCCAGUCGACGACCGGCUCUUCCACAUCAUCAUCAGGCGGUGCCGGAGCAUCUCACUUCGGUGCUGGUGUCGCCGGCGGCAUUGCUGGUGUUGCCCUCUUCUCCGCCAUCUACUCCUUCACCCCCGCCGGCCGCACGGCGUCCAAGGUCAACAGCACACUAAAGGACGCCGAAAAGAAGUACACCGAAGCCACGAAGAAGCUGCAGGCCAACACGCCCUCGGCUGACGAGGCUGUCAACUACAUCAAGGAGUUUGCCUACUCUUACGUCGGUUGGAUUCCCGGCGGCCGCGCCUACGUCGACACGGCCUUUGACGACUGGGAGAAGGUCCGCAAGAACCACAAGGACGAAGCUGAUGCCCUCGUCAACGAUGCCUACAAGCAGUUUCAGGACCUCUCCAAGUCUGGCCUCAGCGUCGAGACAGCGUCCAAGGCCUACGAUGUCGUCGCCGACCUGACGAAGAAGGUCGCCGAGCUCUCGGGUGACGCCAUUUCGGACAUCAUCGACAACCACCCCAAGCUCAAGGAGAAGCUCGGCGGCAACGUCGACAAGCUCAAGGAGAUGGGCGAGGCCUACGGUCCCGAGGCCAAGAAGCAGGUUGACCAGACAUGGAAGGAGGUCAAGGACAUCGUCUCGGGCGGUGUCAGCUUUACGACCCUCGAGAAGGUCCGCAAACUCAUUGAGGAGAAGGUCCAGCAGGUCAAGAAACUCGGCGACGAGGCGUGGAAGAAGGCUCUGGAGGAGGCGAAACCCAUUCUCGACAAGAACCCCAAGGUCAAGAAGCUUAUCGAGGAGAACGCCGACGCGCUGAAGCAGGGCAACGCCAAGGAGCUCUUCGACAAUGCCCGCAAGGCCGUCGACUCGGGCGAUCUCGGCGACCUCGAGGGCUACGUCAAGGACGCCGUCGAACAGGGCAAGUCCAAGGCCGAGGAGGUCACGGGCGGCAGCUGGAGCAACCUCGAGAAGUACAUCAAGAUGGUGCCGCAGGGCGGCGACAUCCUGCCCAAGCUGCAACAGCUCGGUGAGGUGGCGCAGAAGCACAAGGCCGAGGGCGAGAAGCUGUUCCAGGAGACAAUUGAAGAGCUCAAGCAGGUGCUCGAGAAGAAGUCGCAAAAGGCAAAGGAGAUUGCCGAAAAGGCCGAGAAGGAGGCCAAAUGA
This is a messenger RNA of Verticillium nonalfalfae, 1242 nucleotides long. RefSeq lists its product as uncharacterized. The transcript has a single exon. The record is from RefSeq and is a predicted model, not a curated record. The coding region runs from base 1 to 1242 and encodes 413 amino acids. NCBI's taxonomy places the organism in Eukaryota, Fungi, Ascomycota, Sordariomycetes, Glomerellales, Plectosphaerellaceae.